Molecule: messenger RNA, 1021 nt
Organism: Tigriopus californicus
Lineage: Eukaryota; Metazoa; Arthropoda; Copepoda; Harpacticoida; Harpacticidae
Exons: 2
Coding region: 134-931 (265 amino acids)
Source: RefSeq, a predicted model, not a curated record
CCUCCGCAUGUCUUUCAAGAUUUAGACUUGUGUCUCUUUUGGAUGUGGUAGUGGCCAGAGAGUGCUGCUAACUGCCAGGUGUGCGAAGUACAGUAUCACAUUCACAGGAUCUUGAGCAUCAAUAAGAAGGAUCAUGGAGGAAUAUGAUCACCCCAUAUUUACGUGGUUCCCAAGGAAAGAGGAUUAUGAAGCGCCUCCAACCAUUUUGGUCACGGAGAGCAUCCAAGAGAAAGUGGCUCGUCUUUUGGACACCAUUCAGAACAAUCAGGCUAACAUCAAGGAGAUCGUGGAUGGAGACUCGGUGGGCAUAGAGGAUAAGAUCUUCCGUACCAUGGACCUACGACAGGAUAUGGACGACCUAGCCAACCUGCACAAAGAGUGCGAAUCUAGUCCCAUGGGCAAGAACUUCCAAGAGGAUCUCAAGAAAGCCAAAGUGGGAAUGAUGAAUUUAAAGGCCUAUCUGACUCAAGUGGACACGAUCGAGUUCGCCACGGCCAUUCGCAACGAGUUCCAGUUCGAGAUCGGCCGACAUCUGAUUUUCGUGCCUUGGUUGAACGAAGCGGAGAUCAAGAUUCGGGAUGUGACCGAGAAGCCCAAAUCGUUCGAAGAAGCCCGUGAGGCCGAGCAAAAUGCUUGCCUGGCCCUGAAAAGUGUGGUCAAGGCCAAUAACACAUUGAAGCUCGUCCAAGCCGCCUGCGAUGGAGUCAAAGGAGCCAAUGUGAAAGUCAAAGAAGACAUGGCCAGAAUGCAAGAGCGAUACUACGUGCUUUGCAAGCGCGCUGAGCAAAAAGUGAAAAACAUCCAACACCUGCUGGUGGAAUGGAAGCGAAUGGAAGAUCUUUUGAUCCCCACGAACCUUUCUGAAAAGGACGACUACAUACCCAAACAAGUCUUGAUAUUUCUAAGAACCUACGCCUUGUAUUUCUCGUGAAUGAGUGAGCGAAGAUAAUGAUGCUGAUCAUGAGCCUUGUCUUUUUUUAUUAUCGUUUCAUCCCUUUUUGAAUAAACCAAUCUAUGAUUA